AUGGCGAAAAAGAAGGCAGAAAACAGAACUUUUCUGGACAGGUGGGAGACAGAAUAUCUGUUUAUAUAUGUAAAAGACAGACCUGUUUGUCUCGUUUGUGGAGCCAACGUGUCGGUAACUAAGGAGUACAACAUUAGGCGACACUAUGAAACGAAACACCAGGACAAGGACCUGGACACGACUCAAAGGAGCCAGAAAGUAGAGGAGAUGAAAAGAGGUUUGGUUUCACAACAGAAUAUGUUCAAAAAAGUCACAGCACAAAAUGAGGCUGCUGUAAAGGCAAGUUAUAUCGUGGCAGAAGAAAUCGCCAAAUCAACCCGACCCUUUAAUGAGGGAGAGUUUGUUAAAAAGUGCAUGCUGAAAGUUUGUGACCAAGUGUGCCCAGAGAAAAAGCAGGCCUUUUCAAACGUAAGCCUGAGCAGGAACACAAUAGCUGAGCGCACAUGUGAUCUUGCCACCAAUCUGCAUGACCAGCUGAUGGAAAAGGGAAAAGAUUUUGUUUCUUUUUCCCUUGCUGUGGACGAGAGCACUGACGCGUCUGAUACUGCGCAGCUGUCAGUCUUCAUCCGCGGUGUCGACUCAAAUCUGUGUGUUACGGAGGAGCUUUUGGGAUUUAAAUCCAUGCAUGGCACAACCACAGGGAAGGACAUCUUUGAGGAGGUUUGCAAAUGUGUAACUGAAAUAAACCUGCCGUGAUUAACCACUGAUGGUGCGCCAGCGCUGAGUGGUAAAAAGAAUGGACUGGUGGGCAGGAUUCGUGAAAAGAUGCGGGAAGAGAACUGUGCAGGUGAGCUAUCUGUUUAUCACUGCAUCAUACAUCAAGAGUCACUGUGUGCUAAAGCCCUAAAGAUGGAACAUGUUAUGACCACAGUAACACAAGUUGUUAACGUCUCAAGCCAUCUUGAUGCGCUGAACCUGCAGCUACAGGGGCGGGGCCGCAUCAUCACAGAUAUGUACUCGUCAGUGAGAGCUUUUAAAACUAAACUCUGCCUGUGGGAGAAUCAGCUGCUGCAAGGAAACCUUGGCCAUUUCCCCUGCUGCCAAACCAUAACAACGCAGAUCUCUACCGCCUUUGCUGAAAAACUCAGUGUACUCGGCGCUGAGUUUAUCCGGCGAUUUGGCGACUUUGAUGGUCAGAAAUGUAGAUUUGAACUGCUUAGUAAUCCCUUCGCAGUUGAUGUGGAAAAAGCACCAACUAACCUCCAAAUGGAGCUGAUUGAACUCCAGUGUGAUGACACGCUGAAGUCAAAGUAUGAUGCUGUUGGCGCCGCACAGUUUCCACAAUUCAUCCCUGACACAAUGCCUCAGCUCCGCACCCAAGCUGCUCAAUUGCUCUCCAUGUUCGGCAGCACUUAUCUAUGUGAGCAACUUUUCUCCUCAAUGAAGAUGAAGAAAACGUCUCACAGGAUACGUCUGACUGAUGAACACCUUCGUUCGAUAAUGAAGGUUGCCUCAGUUCAAAGCCUGAACCCCGACAUUAAUGAACUAGUAUCCAAGAAAAGAUACCAGGUAUCUGGCUUGGGCACAUCAGAUUAGAUCAGUGUGUCGCAAACUGAGCAGUAAAAAGGCCUGAAUGGUUGAUUUAUUCAUUGUUAUUUUGUUUUCAAAUUUAUUAGCCUGUGGAAAAAGUUAAUGUUGAUAUUUACCUCAGAAGGCUGCAAAUAGAAAAGAGGCAUUCCAUUUUUUAUUUAAAUUUUAUUUAAUAUACCAUUGAUGUUUUUUCGUUCGUUUUUUGAAAGUUGAUUUUGCACUAUUAAGUUAUAUAAGCGUUGCUUGUUCCAUAUUUAGUGUUAAAGCAAAUCAGUGUAGCAAACUGAGCAAUAAUUAACGUUUUAUUCAUGCACUUUCUCUUGCUACUUCAAGGCUUGAAUGUUUGAUUCAUUCAUUAUUGUUAUUUUAUUUUCAAAUGUAUUAUUAGCCUGUGGAAAAAGUUUAUUUUGAUAUUUACCUCAGAA
Messenger RNA from Cottoperca gobio, 1955 nucleotides. Its product is annotated as general transcription factor II-I repeat domain-containing protein 2A-like. Lineage: Eukaryota; Metazoa; Chordata; Actinopteri; Perciformes; Bovichtidae. The record is from RefSeq and is a predicted model, not a curated record.